Messenger RNA from Lampris incognitus (smalleye Pacific opah), 1219 nucleotides. RefSeq names its product RAS, dexamethasone-induced 1 (gene rasd1). The coding region runs from base 52 to 852 and encodes 266 amino acids. NCBI's taxonomy places the organism in Eukaryota, Metazoa, Chordata, Actinopteri, Lampriformes, Lampridae. The record is from RefSeq and is a predicted model, not a curated record. Gene Ontology annotation, molecular function: GTP binding; GTPase activity. The transcript has 2 exons.
AACGCCUCUGGGAGCUUGUCUGGAAACGUUUCACCCCUCACGUUAACAAACAUGAUAAAGAAAAUGACGCCGUCCGAGAAUGAGUUUGAUAUCCCAGCCAAGAACUGCUACAGGAUGGUGAUUUUGGGAUCUACAAAAGUUGGGAAAACUGCCAUCGUGUCUCGUUUCCUCAACGGGAGGUUCGAUGAGCAGUACACGCCAACAAUUGAGGACUUCCAUAGGAAACUAUACAACAUUAAGGGAGAUGUGUACCAACUGGACAUACUGGACACAUCAGGCAACCAUCCCUUCCCCGCCAUAAGGAGACUAUCCAUUCUGACAGGUGACGUGUUUAUCCUGGUCUUCAGUCUAGACAACCGAGACUCUUUCUAUGAAGUGCAACGGCUCAAGCGACAGAUAUACGAAACCAAGUCUUGUCUGAAGAAUAAGACCAAAGAAAACAUGGACGUUCCUCUGGUCAUCUGCGGAAAUAAAGGCGACCGGCUCUUCCAUCGGGAGGUGCAGCAGGACGAGAUAGAGCAGCUCGUUGCGGGGGACGAGCAGUGCGCGUACUUUGAGAUCUCCGCCAAACGCAACGAGAACGUGGAUAAAAUGUUCCAGACUCUGUUUACUUUGGCCAAACUACCUCAUGAGAUGAGUCCCGACCUCCACCGGAAAGUGUCGGUGCAGUACUGCGACAUGCUGCACAGAAAGUCCGCGAAAGACAAGAAGCUGAAGGACGGCGGAGACGCCUAUGGCAUCGUGGCCCCGUUCGCACGACGCCCCAGCGUCCACAGUGACCUGAUGUACAUCAAGGAGAAAGCAGUUGGAGGAGGUCAGGGGAGAGAUAAGGAGAGGUGUGUGGUCAGUUAAACACGCUGUAGUCUUCGUCACAAGUCUUUUUAAAACAGAGAGGAAGAGCAAAGCUUUACUCUGGACGCGUCGCCGGCCGCAUGCGCUCUGACGGACUGGCUCGUCUUUUGACACGCCGUGGAGAUGCGGUGCCGUCGCGCGCUCCGACGCGGUUUCUAUGGACACCGCCGAAGUGUUCGCAGACAUGUGAGAACAUUGUAGUGUCAGUCCGGGCGUCACAUGACGUUCGAGUCAGUGCGUGCACCGUGUUGUGAUGACGUCAUGCCUUCGCAGACCCGACCUGUCGAGGAGCGCCGUGCUGAACUGAUUGUUUACAUUUUGUGAUAGUUUUAUACCAGGCAAUCACGCUUGAAUGUUUCACUGCAAG